AUGGAGUUCCCAGACGAGUUCCUGCUGGCGGAGCUGCAGCUCUACAACGACUCGCUUUUCCAGAACAACUUCAGCAGUUCCUACAACGAGACCGACGCCUUGCUGCCGACCGGGGUGAAGGUCACCAUCGUGGUCGUCUACAUGAUCGUCUGCGUCAUCGGCCUGGUGGGAAACUUCCUGGUCAUGUAUGUCAUCAUAAGGUACACCAAGAUGAAAACAGCCACCAACAUCUACAUCUUUAACCUGGCGCUGGCUGACUCUCUGUUCCUGGCUACUUUGCCUUUUCAGGGCACUGAUGUGUUUCUGGGCUUCUGGCCAUUUGGGAACGCCCUGUGCAAGACGGUGGUGUCUAUCGACUACUACAACAUGUUCACUAGCACCUUUACCCUGACAGUGAUGAGCAUGGACAGGUACGUGGCCGUCUGCCACCCUGUCAAAGCGCUGGACAUGAGGACUCCUCACAAGGCCAAGAUGGUGAAUAUCUGUGUGUGGGUGUUGGCCUCUGCCUUUGGUGUCCCAGCUAUGGUCAUGGGAAAUGUAGAGGAGGAGCAAGAGCACAACAGUGUUGAGUGCAUUGUGGUUUUACCAGAACCGAGGAGUCACUGGGAUCCUGUCUUUGGCACCUGCGUCUUCCUCUUCUCCUUCCUCAUCCCUGUGGCUAUAAUCAGCAUCUGCUACAGCCUGAUGGUCAAACGCCUGCGCAGCGUUCGCAUCCUGUCCGGCUCCAAGGAAAAGGACCGCAACCUGCGGCGCAUCACCAGGAUGGUUCUGGUGGUGGUGGCAGCUUUCGUCGUCUGUUGGACCCCCAUCCAGAUCAUGGUACUGGCUCAGUCUCUGGGUUUUAACCUGAGCAGCUUGUUCACGCUGGUCCUGAUGCACUUCUGCAUCGCGCUGGGCUACGUCAACAGCAGCCUGAAUCCAGUGCUCUAUGCCUUCCUGGAUGAAAACUUCAAGCGCUGCUUCCGUGAGUUCUGCCACCCGUCUCCGUUCCGCCUCGAUACCCAGCAGUCGGGCAGGAUGAGGAGCAUCGCCAGGGAGGUGGCGGCCGCCUACAGCUGCAAGGCCGGAGACGGCGGGGGGCCUGGAG
This is a messenger RNA of Stegastes partitus (bicolor damselfish), 1087 nucleotides long. RefSeq names its product opiate receptor-like 1 (gene oprl1). The annotation marks the transcript as partial. The record is from RefSeq and is a predicted model, not a curated record. Gene Ontology annotation, cellular component: neuron projection; plasma membrane. Lineage: Eukaryota; Metazoa; Chordata; Actinopteri; Pomacentridae. The transcript is spliced from 5 exons. Gene Ontology annotation, biological process: sensory perception of pain; neuropeptide signaling pathway. Gene Ontology annotation, molecular function: neuropeptide binding; nociceptin receptor activity.